UUGAAUGAUGGCAUCCCAAACUAUUAAAGAAAAAUUUGUGGAACUACAAAAAUCAAAGCAAACACCCCAAAAUUCACGACCAAAGAUACAAAGGGUGCCACAGUAUCUCAGAAAUAGAAACAAUUUUGAGAAACAUUACACCCCCAAGUUUGUUUCAAUAGGUCCUAUCCAUCAUGACAAUACAAAUAUGAAACCAGGAGAGGAGUAUAAGCUUAUGUGGGCAGCAAAAUACAUAGAAAACAACGGCUUUAUUCUAGAGGAUCGACACAAAAAGAUUGCCGAUAAAAUUAACGAACUAAAGGGUCAUUUUAGCGACGAUGUUUUAACUUUAACUGGCAAGUCUCUUGAAGGCUUUGAUAGCCUUGAAGAAAAGUUGUCGUGGAUGUUGUUCGUGGAUGGAUGUUCGUUGCUGCAUAUCUUGGAGAAAGCCAACGUUGAUGAAGCAGGGCACAUGAAUAUUAAGGUUGAUCAACUGAUGAUGGAUGUGCUUUUGUUGGAAAAUCAACUUCCUUAUCAAGUACUCAAGCUUUUGUGGAAAGACGACAACGAGAGUGAGCAUGAGGAAAUUCCUCAGCCGUUGUUAUUGGGACAAACCAGAUGGGUCACAGUCAGAGAAGGAGAAGGAAGGAGAAGGAGAACAUAGUGUAUCAAUACCAGACGAGUUGCAAUCAGAGAUGGAGGAGGAAGGAGAAGGAGAACAUAGUGUAUCGAUACCUUAACCAAAUGAGUCACAGUCAAAGACACCCACUCAUCUUCUUGAUCUUCUGCAUAAAAUCAUCCUAACUACAUCUAAUUCCAAGGUACAAUAUAGAAAUAACAGUAACAAGUACUAGAAGAAUUGAAAUAACAAUCAAAAUUACAGACAAAACUAUUUGGUUACUAAAUUUUUGUCUUUGAAACUUAGACAAAAUUAGAGAGUUUGCCUUUUUCCGUUUCUAAUUUUUGUCACCAUUUCAACUCUUUGUAUUAGUUUUGAGUCUAUCUAGCAUUUUGAAUUUAUUUUGUCAUCAUAUAAGUACGAUGGAUCAUU
Molecule: messenger RNA, 1030 nt
Organism: Medicago truncatula (barrel medic)
Lineage: Eukaryota; Viridiplantae; Streptophyta; Magnoliopsida; Fabales; Fabaceae
Product: putative UPF0481 protein At3g02645
Exons: 1
Coding region: 5-643 (212 amino acids)
Source: RefSeq, a predicted model, not a curated record